Molecule: messenger RNA, 2145 nt
Organism: Chelmon rostratus (copperband butterflyfish)
Lineage: Eukaryota; Metazoa; Chordata; Actinopteri; Chaetodontiformes; Chaetodontidae
Gene: plrg1
Product: pleiotropic regulator 1
Exons: 15
Coding region: 132-1673 (513 amino acids)
Biological process (GO): mRNA splicing, via spliceosome
Cellular component (GO): Prp19 complex; catalytic step 2 spliceosome; precatalytic spliceosome
Molecular function (GO): protein binding
Source: RefSeq, a predicted model, not a curated record
GUCUACUUGUCGGCUUGUGGUGAUGUUCAUGUAUUUAGGAGUGUGAUAUAUUUUUGUGUGCGACCAAGCAGUAAUCGUUGAGAAAGUAUUUUCUUCAAUCGUGGUGUUUUAUCCGUGCGUGUAUCACCACGAUGACUGAGGAUGUCCAGAAACACUCAGUCCACACUCUGGUCUUCAGAUCUCUCAAAAGGACGCAUGAUAUGUUUGUGUCUGACCAUGCGAAAUCCGUCGCACUGGAUGAUGAAAGCUUCAAGUUAAAGAUGGAUGUGAAACUGAAGACGGAGUAUGGUGCAGUUUUGCACAUGCCUGUCCUGAAGGAGGGGAAAAACAGAGUGUCACAGCUUCCGGGCAGCAUGCAUGGUCAACAGGGCAACACACUGCCAGGGGAUGAGCCAGAAUACCUGAUCGCCGGGACACAUGCUUAUCCCUCUGGACCCGGAAUAGCUUUGACUGCUGACACAAAGAUGCACAGGAAUCCAAGCGAGGGAGGGGUCCACUCCAUGGCGCUGGCUUUGCCGCCCUCACAAGCCAGGCAGGACGCGAGCCGCACCGCAGCCAGUGUCGGUGACAUCCAUCGACACGCAGGAGGAGCUGAGAGAUCUCACCCUCCGUCGAGUGCUCUGUCACUCAUGGAGGGAGGCGGCACCAGAAAUUCUUCGCUCAUGAGAAAAGCACCAACCAUGCCUAAACCCCAGUGGCAUCCGCCAUGGAAGCUGUUUCGGGUCAUCAGUGGUCACCUCGGCUGGGUGAGGUCCAUCGCUGUGGAGCCUGGGAAUCAGUGGUUUGUCACAGGGUCUGCUGAUAGAACCAUAAAGAUCUGGGACCUGGCCAGUGGGAAACUGAAACUCUCCCUGACUGGACACAUCAGUACAGUGCGUGGUGUGGCGGUCAGCAAUCGCAGCCCCUACCUCUUCUCCUGUGGAGAAGACAAGCAAGUCAAGUGUUGGGAUCUGGAGUAUAACAAGGUCAUCAGGCACUACCACGGACACCUCAGUGCUGUGUAUGAUUUAGACCUACAUCCAACUAUUGAUGUGCUGGUGACGUGCAGCAGAGAUGCCACAGCAAGGGUGUGGGACAUCAGGACAAAAGCUAACGUGCACACACUAACCGGCCACACCAACACUGUGGCCACAGUGAGAUGUCAGGCUGCAGAGCCACAAAUCAUCACCGGCAGCCACGAUUCAACCAUCAGGCUGUGGGAUCUGAUUGCUGGAAAAACCAGAGCAACUCUGACAAACCACAAGAAGUCUGUCCGAACUAUUGUGCUGCACCCCAGACAAUACACGUUUGCCUCUGGUUCUGCCGACAACAUCAAACAGUGGAUGUUUCCAGAUGGGAACUUCAUCCAGAACCUGUCGGGCCACAACGCCAUCAUCAACACUCUGGCUGUGAACUCUGAUGGCGUGUUGGUCUCUGGAGCCGACAAUGGAACCAUCCACAUGUGGGAUUGGAGGACGGGCUACAACUUCCAGCGGAUCCACGCAGCUGUGCAGCCCGGAUCUCUGGACAGCGAGUCGGGCAUCUUUGCUUGCAUGUUCGACCACUCGGAGAGCAGACUGAUCACCGCCGAGGCUGACAAGACCAUUAAAGUAUACAAAGAGGACGACACCGCUACGGAAGAAAGCCAUCCAGUCAACUGGAAACCAGAAAUCCUGAAGAGAAAAAGAUUCUAAUGAUAUUUUUUUAUUCGUCUCACAGUCACAGUUUAUUUCUACCAAAUGUUGUAGAUACAUCCAUCAAAUUUUUUUGCUUCGUACUAUUUUUCCCAUCAGACAAACCCCAAGUCCCCUUUCACUCUAAAACCCAUUUGCAGUCUUCAUCGUACGAUGUCAGUCCGAUCAGGCGGCCGUUCCGGACUGCCAGGAAGCUCCCCGAGUGCCUGUUCUUGAUGAUGACGGUUCUGUGGUGGCUCUGGUCUGUCUGAUCCACCAACAGCAGCCACUCUUCAGACGCAGACAGACUGGCCUCAGAGUAGACCUGGUUCCUGCUGGGGUCAAACCCUGCCAGCGUGUUGAAGAAUUAGUUUUUUGUAUCGACUCAGUGGACUCGCUGCUUGUACAGACGUGUUAACAAGCUUUGCCCCUUUUUACUGGCUUGCAAUGUGAAGUUUAUUUUGCUCCAUUUAAUAAAAAAAAAAACACAUUU